GUGCUGCGCCAGCUGGUCGCCUACCUCUACACGCUGCAGGCGCCGCAGCUGCCCAGCCUGGCCCCCCAGCUGCUGGCAGCUGCCGACGAGUACGGCUUGCCGGCGCUGAAGGCUGCCUGCGAGCGGCAGGUGGCCGGGCAGCUCACCGUGGAGAACGCGGCGGCCGCGGCGGUGCUCGCGCUGAAACACUCCUGCGCCAGCCUCCGGCAGGCCGCCGUCGCGUUCCUCAAGGCCAACACCCACAGCGUGAUGAUGACGCAGGGCUGGGCAGACGCUGUGGUCAGCCACCCGCACUCUGUUGUCGAGUUGACUCGCCUGAUUGCAGAGCCACCUGCAGAAACUAGCGCUCCAUCCUCUCCGGAGGGCAGGCCCACCCCCGGCGCCGACUCACAGCCGCGCAGCGACCCCGGCCGGACUGCUGUCGCAACUGCGCCGCCCACCGCUCCCCGACACUCUCCUCCACUUGACGACGCUGUCGUCUCUCGCAUGCGGAGCAUUUCUGAGGAGGAAAGAGGUAGAAGGUUGAUCCAGGCUGCUAAGCUGGGGAUGGAGGAGGAGCUACAGGUGCUGCUGGCGGCAGGAGCGAACGUGAGGGUGAGAGACGAAAACUGGAGCGGAUGGACCGCCCUGCAUUGGGCAGCACAGUGGGGACACGUGGAGGCAGUGAGGCGUCUCGUGCAGGGCGGGGCCGAGCUCGACGCCAGGGACAACUGCCAGAGCACGCCCAUGCACCUGGCUGCGUUCUCUGGCCACGCCACCGUUGUGAAGAUGCUGGCGGCGUCCUCUGCGGAUCCCAAUGCCAGGAACCAGUGGGGAGCGACGCCCCUGCACUGUGCGGCUUACUGCGGCUACGCAGACGUGGCAGCCGCACUGCUGGAAGUCGGCGCCAACAGGGUGGCGAGAGAGAUCAUGGGCUGGACGGCCCUGGACCUCGCAAGGCUGAACAAACACGAGCACCUCGAAAAGAUGCUAAUUUGAAGGUUGCAGCCCUUCACUCAUCCUUAUUUUCAAAAUAAAGAAUUAAAAAAACA
Messenger RNA from Schistocerca nitens (vagrant locust), 1031 nucleotides. Its product is annotated as poly [ADP-ribose] polymerase tankyrase-1-like. Gene Ontology annotation, molecular function: protein binding. The coding region runs from base 250 to 978 and encodes 242 amino acids. The record is from RefSeq and is a predicted model, not a curated record. NCBI's taxonomy places the organism in Eukaryota, Metazoa, Arthropoda, Insecta, Orthoptera, Acrididae. The transcript is spliced from 3 exons.